Molecule: messenger RNA, 976 nt
Organism: Cucurbita maxima (winter squash)
Lineage: Eukaryota; Viridiplantae; Streptophyta; Magnoliopsida; Cucurbitales; Cucurbitaceae
Product: ras-related protein Rab2BV-like
Exons: 3
Coding region: 208-897 (229 amino acids)
Cellular component (GO): endosome
Molecular function (GO): GTP binding; GTPase activity
Source: RefSeq, a predicted model, not a curated record
AAUUUUCCAUUUAUGCCCAUUCGGCGUUCUGUGCCACAUGAAAGGCCGUCUUCAGUGCCUUUCCCUCCGUUUUUCCGUUUUCUUUUCAUUGGUUCUCUAAAAUCCCUCGUCUUUCCUUAAAACUCGCUAAUUAAAUUUCUAAGAAAUUUCAAAAAAUUCCUAAUCCAAUUUCCACUCUCCCUUCCCAAUCCAUUCACCAUUUUCUUUAUGGUGUUAGGCUUGGAAUUUGUUUACGAAAUUGAUCAAAUGGCUUACAAGGUGGAUCACGAAUACGAUUAUCUCUUCAAGAUCGUUUUGAUCGGUGAUUCUGGCGUUGGAAAGUCCAACAUUCUCUCAAGGUUUACGCGGAACGAGUUCUGUUUGGAGUCCAAAUCCACAAUUGGAGUUGAAUUCGCUACGCGGACUUUGCAGGUAGAGGGGAAGACAGUGAAGGCCCAAAUAUGGGACACAGCAGGGCAAGAGAGAUACCGAGCCAUUACGAGUGCAUAUUACAGGGGAGCAGUGGGUGCACUUCUGGUAUAUGAUAUUACGAAGAGACAAACCUUUGACAAUGUCCAAAGAUGGCUACGCGAACUGAGAGACCAUGCGGAUUCCAACAUCGUGAUCAUGAUGGCCGGAAACAAGGCUGAUCUGAACCAUCUCCGGGCAGUUUCCGCGGAAGAUGCUCAGGUUUUGGCAGAGAAAGAAGGGCUGUCAUUUCUAGAGACCUCAGCCUUGGAGGCCUUGAAUGUGGAGAAGGCUUUUCAGACCAUUUUGCUCGACAUUUACCACAUCAUUAGCAAGAAAGCUUUGGCCGCUCAGGAAGCCGCUUCCACCCCCGGCAUCCCUCACGGCACCACCAUCAACGUCGCUAAUAUCUCAGGCAAUUACAACAAGAGAACUUGUUGCUCUAAUUGAUCUAGUGAUGAUGAUGAUGAUGAUGGUUUGAGGGAAACAAAACAAAGGGGGCUGGUGGUAGGAACUUAAAAGGAAGAGU